This is a messenger RNA of Pezoporus occidentalis (night parrot), 870 nucleotides long. It is a transcript of the gene PLPP5, whose product is annotated as phospholipid phosphatase 5. Bases 28 to 816 code for a protein of 262 amino acids. Gene Ontology annotation, molecular function: phosphatidate phosphatase activity. The record is from RefSeq and is a predicted model, not a curated record. NCBI's taxonomy places the organism in Eukaryota, Metazoa, Chordata, Aves, Psittaciformes, Psittacidae. Gene Ontology annotation, biological process: phospholipid metabolic process; phospholipid dephosphorylation. The transcript is spliced from 7 exons.
GGGCGAUGUGGGGCGGGCGCUGGGGCCAUGCGGCGGACGGGCUGCGGUGCGGAGCUGGCUGCCGAGGCUGCGGUGCGGGCCCUGCUGCUGGCGGCGUUCGUCACCAUGGAGUUCCUGCCGCCCUUCCAGCGCCUGGUGCAGCCCGAGGAGAUGUGGCUCUAUCGGAACCCCUACACGGAGGCGGAUCGAGUGCCUGCGCUGCCCAUGGCCCUCAUCGCCUUCCUGUCCCCGCUGCUCCUCAUCCUCCUGGCAAGGCUCUUCCUGGGCGCCGACCGGGAGGACACACGGGAAGCCUGCCUCGCUGCCAGCCUCGCUCUUGCCCUGAACGGGGUCCUUACAAACGCCCUGAAGCUCGUGGUGGGCAGGCCACGGCCGGACUUCUUCUAUCGCUGCUUCCCGGAUGGACGAGCCAACGUGGAGCUGGUGUGCACGGGAGACGCCAGCGCCGUGACCGAGGGGCGCAAGAGCUUCCCCAGCGGGCACGCUUCCUUCGCCUUCGCUGGCCUCGCCUUCUCUGCCUUCUACAUAGGGGGGAAGCUGCGGUGCUUCACGCCGGGCCGGGCGGGCAGAGCCCUGCGCCUCUGCGCCUUCCUCCUCCCGCUCUUCCUCGCCACCCUCAUCGCCGUGUCCCGCACCUGCGACUACAAACACCACUGGCAAGACGUGGUGGUUGGCUCAGCCAUUGGCUUCGUGCUUGCCUACCUCUGCUACAGGCAGUAUUACCCUCCCCUGACAGACUCCAUGUGCCACAAACCCACGCAGCUGCCAGCACACCAAGAGAGGCCUCCAGCUUCCAGCUUCCACCUGGAUAUAUAGGGAUGGGCUCUGCCCUGCUGGUCCAUCAAUGCCAGGGCAAGGGGAAGGCUUUGG